Molecule: messenger RNA, 4444 nt
Organism: Arachis ipaensis
Lineage: Eukaryota; Viridiplantae; Streptophyta; Magnoliopsida; Fabales; Fabaceae
Product: SNF2 domain-containing protein / helicase domain-containing protein / F-box family protein
Biological process (GO): DNA repair
Cellular component (GO): nucleus
Molecular function (GO): ATP-dependent activity, acting on DNA; ATP binding; protein binding
Source: RefSeq, a predicted model, not a curated record
CGUUCUCGCAGUAUUAGACUCUUUCUUUCUUUCUUUUUCUAUCUUCUAAAAUCGAAUUCUUUUCGCUAUUAACCUAUCACCAAAAUUCACCAUUGCUUUCUCUUCUUCUUCUUCUUCUUCGUCAUGUUCAAUUUUCAAGAAUCACCAAAACCCUAGAAUUCCGUUCCUUAAUCUCGUUCGAUUCUAGAAGCUUAUGAAGGAGGAAACAGAAAAAACAAAAAUGUCCGCGGGCGAUUCCUUCGCGAACCACAAGCUAUGCGGUUUCCUCUGUGCCGUUCUCAGAGUCACUCCUCCAAUUCGAUCUGAAGGAUAUAGUUCCACUUCUUUGUUCAACGACCAAUGCGAGAUCUUCGGCGACGGUUUCCGGUCCCGGAAUGGCGUCGUUUUGUGUCCGUUGGGGACUGGUUCGGAUUCAGGACAAUGCGAAGGAGGAGAGAGUAGUAGCAGUGGUGGUAGCGGCGGAUCCUCUUCGAAAGGGAGGAGGAUGAGUAAGGUUGGGAUGGUGAAUGGGAGCAUUAGCGUGGUUCACCAGCUUCACGCUCUGGUGAGCCGCAACUGCAUCACGAGUGAUGCUCGAGUGGUGUGGGUGGAGGUCGGUGAAGGGAAGGAGGUGAGGGCGGUGGUACUCAUCGAUGUCUACGUUACAAUUGAGCUCUGGAGUGGCUGGCAGUUCCCACGGUCGGGGCCGGUUGCCGGCGCUUUCUUUAGCCACCUGAGCUGUGAUUGGGACAAGAGAAGUUCGAUACUUUCUGAUCCAGACUAUUUUAUGAAGACUUUUGGGACAAGCGACAACAUCUGGAACCUUUCUGACUGUCAUGUACUUGGUUGCAAGCUCCAUUGUGGUGCGAGUGAUUCUUCAAAGAAAAGACUAUUUGAACUUCAUGAAAUAUUUAAGAUGGUACCUGGUGUUGGAAAACAGCAGAAAUCUAACAAUUCAAGGAUAGUACCUAUUGAUAAUGCUUUCGGAUCUGGGAUUUGGGAGAUAUCUGAUGAUAUUUUAACCAAAAUUUUAGCUUGCCUUGGUCCAAUGGACCUCACUAGGGUAUCUGCAACAUGUCGACAUCUCAGAUCCUUGGCUGCUUCAGUAAUGCCUUGUACAAAGUUAAAUCUCUUUCCUCAUCAGCAGACUGCAGUUGAGUGGAUGUUGCAUCGUGAGCGAAAUUUUGAACAGUUGCUACAUCCCUUAUAUAUUGCUCUCUUAACUGAAGAUGGCUUUAGUUUCCACGUGAAUACUGUAUCUGGGGAAAUAAUUUCUGAGGAAACUCCCACCAUCAGAGAUUUUCGCGGAGGGAUGUUUUGUGAUGAGCCUGGCUUGGGUAAGACUGUAACAACACUUUCUCUUAUUGUGAAGACACAAGGUACUCUGGCAGAUCCACCAGACGGGGCAGAAGUAAUCUGGUGUCAACAUAAUGGUAACCAGAAAUGUGGUUAUUAUGAGAUCAGUGGUAAGAGGGAUGUGGCCCAAGAUACUAGUAAGAAUAAUGAGAACCAUGACUACUCCUCAAAAAGAGCCAGAUUGAUGAAUCCUGCUGGGAAAAUUACUACACAAAAUGACGUAAUUUCUGCAGAAGCUAUGAAAUCGCCUGUAGAUGCAUCCUUUGAAGAAUCGGUGCCUGCCAGUCGAAGCACUAGGAGUCUCAGUUGCGUCAAGAAAAAACUGAAUCUCUCCUUUGAAGAUGAAGACUUGAUUUUCAAGGAAAGAAGAGUUGGUAUGAGAUCACAUAAAAGAAAUCAUGCAUCAGAUAUUGCAUCAUGUGUACCACCAAAUAAACUAGUUAAUGCUUCAUAUGGACGUGGGAAAAGUUCCAAGUUGCGUGGGAAUCCUAAAGUUGAUUGUUUGGAGUCCAAUGAUACAUGGAUUCAGUGCGAUGCAUGUCACAAAUGGCGAAAGCUUGCAGAUAAUAUUAUGGCUAAUUCUAGUGCAGCAUGGUUUUGUAGUAUGAACACUGACCCUUCAUAUCAGAGUUGUAGUGUCCCAGAACAACAUUUCCAGAAUAGCUGUAAGAUAACAUACUUGCCAGGAUUUCACUUGAAAGGAACUCUUGGGGGUUUGGAACAAAAUAUUUCCUUUUUCAUUAGUGUUCUUAAGGAGCACUGUACAUUGCUGAAUUCUCAGUCAAAGAAGGCUCUGACUUGGUUGGUUAAACUUUCAGCAGAUCGGAUUGCAGGAAUGGAAACACAUGGCAUACGGGGGCCCAUUUUGAACUCUUGUAGUACGUCUAAUGGAUAUUUUAAUGCAUUCCACAAAAUAUUUCAAGCAUUUGGCCUUGUAAAGAGAGUAGAGAAAGGUAUAUGCAAGUGGUACUACCCACAAAAUCUUAGCAAUUUGACUUUUGAUGUGAAAGCACUUGGCAUGGCUCUGCGUGAGCCAUUAGAUUUUGUGAGGCUAUACUUGUCAAGAGCAACCCUCAUAGUUGUUCCAGCAAAUCUGGUUGAUCAUUGGAAAACACAAAUAGAGAAGCAUGUAACUCCUGGUCAAUUGCGGGUGUAUGUUUGCGUUGAUCAGCGGAAGCCAUCUGCACACUGUUUAGCUUGGGAUUAUGAUGUUGUUAUAACUACCUUUAGCCGUUUAAGUGCAGAGUGGAACCCACGUAAGAGGAGUGUUUUGAUGCAAGUACAUUGGUUUAGGAUAAUUUUAGACGAAGGUCACACUCUUGGCUCAAGCCUGAACUUAACAAACAAGUUGCAAAUGGCUAUUUCAAUGAUGGCUUCAAAUCGUUGGAUACUAACAGGUACUCCAACACCUAACACCCCUAACAGCCAACUCCCACAUCUACAACCUCUGCUAAGGUUCCUUCAUGAAGAAGCUUAUGGACUGAAUCAGAAGUCGUGGGAAGCUGGCAUCCUUAGGCCAUUUGAGGCAGAGAUGGAGGAAGGAAGGUCGCGCCUGUUGCAUUUAAUUCAGAAGUGCAUGAUUAGUGCAAGAAAGGUAGACUUGCAAAACAUUCCGCCAUGCAUUAAGAAAGUUGUUUAUGUGGAUUUCAGUGAGGAACAUGCUAGAAGUUACAAUGAAUUGGUACUCACUGUUCGGCGUAAUAUAUUGAUGGCUGAUUGGAAUGACCCUUCACAUGUUGAGAGUCUACUGAAUCCAAAACAAUGGAAAUUUCGAAGUGCAACCAUAAAGAAUGUGAGGCUGUCUUGCUGUGUUGCUGGGCAUAUUAAAGUUACACAUGCUGGAGAAGAUAUUCAGGAAACAAUGGAUAUUUUAGCACAAAGUGGUCUUGAUCCUACUUCGGCGGAGUAUAGCUCCAUAAGAUAUAGUCUCCUAUUUGGUGGUAAUUGUGUCAGAUGCAAGGAGUGGUGCCGCCUUCCUCUCAUUACACCUUGUCGCCAUCUAUUGUGCCUUGAUUGUGUUUCUUUAGACAAUAUGAAGUGUACAUACCCUGGAUGUGGUAAACCAUACGAAAUGGAGAGUCCUGAUUCAUUGGCCCGACCAGAAAAUCCUAACCCAAAGUGGCCUGUGCCCAAAGAUCUUAUUGAGUUGCAGCCUUCGUAUAAGCAGGAUGAUUGGGAUCCUGAUUGGCAAUCAACUUCUAGUAGUAAAGUCUCCUAUCUUGUCCAGAGGUUAAAAGCUUUGCAAGAAAUCAAUGAAGAGAUGGGUUUCUGCAAAGCCAAGAGCAAUCAUGAGCUUGAUACUGAGAAUAGCUUCCCUAUGCAUAUGAGAGAUGGUGGAUCAUUAUUCCAGGAAUGUUCUAUAAGAAGCACUAUGACCAAUAUGAAACCUGACAAAGUUUUGAUAUUUUCCCAGUUUCUGGAGCAUAUACAUGUCAUUGAACAGCAGUUGACCAUUGCUGGUAUCAAAUAUGCUGGAAUGUAUAGCCCAAUGCAUUCAAGCAGCAAGAAGAAGUCAUUAGCCACAUUCCAGCAUGAUUCAAGUUGUAUGGCACUUGUGAUGGAUGGAAGCGCUGCAUUGGGGCUUGACCUGAGUUUCGUUACGCAUGUAUUUUUGAUGGAGCCAAUUUGGGACAGAAGUAUGGAGGAGCAAGUAAUUAGCCGUGCCCAUCGCAUGGGUGCUUCUCGUCCUAUUCAUGUGGAAACCUUGGCAAUGCGUGGUACCAUUGAAGAACAAAUGGUGGAGUAUUUACAGGAUGCUGAUAAAUGUAGAAGAUUUCCUAGUCAAGAUGCUCCCAAAUCUGUAGAUGAUAGCGGGGCACGAGGACACCGUUCAUUACAUGAUUUUGCUGAAAGUAGUUAUCUACUCAAACUUAGAUUUGUAUAUACUAAUCCAGAAACCCUAAAAGGUUUGUAUAAAAUUGUUUUUCCGCAAAUUUUGAAGCGAUAGAUGAGUCUUGUUGAAUGAAAAUUAACUUAACAUUUACCGGGGAUUUCGGAGAAGAGCAUAAACUAAAAAGGUUAUUUGUACAGAAGUUGAUAUAUGUAAUGGAAUUUUACUGUCAUCGUUGGUGCUCCUUAAGACAGGCACUUUUGCCUUGAAAUUGGAUUA